AUGAGAGUUUGCAGGAGGCGUUUGGCACUCCAAGGCCUACCAGAUGUAGGUUACGGAACACGGAGCGCUCCGGGGAAUACGCGGCUCCGUGCGGCGCUCCGGCCGGGAGCCCGCGGCCCCUGCCCUGGCUGCGGCCGGUCCCCUCGGGGCACUGCGGGGGUAGAUGGGAAGUCCUCCCUGCUAGGCCGGGCCGGGUCCUCCACGGCCCCGGGCUGCUCCCGCUCAGCCCGCCCCUUCCUGCGGGAGCGGCGGCGGUUCCGGGGCGGGCCUGGGCCGGGUGGAUCGGGCAUGGCCGGGAAGCGGAGCGCCGAGGUCGGGGAGCGGAGCGGGGAACCUGCGGCCAAGCGCGCCUGUGGCCCGCGGGACGAGGAGUUCAAUGGUGCCCGCUUCAAGGCGCUGCUGCGGGACCCCGCGGCCGCCGCCAAGGGUGAGGGGCUCUGCAGGACGGGAAAGGCGCGCGCUGAGGCGGUCGGUCCGGGCUGAGGCGGCCGGUCCGGGCUGAGGCGGCUGUGCCGGGCUGAGGCGGCUGUGUCGGGCUGAGGCUGC
Onychostruthus taczanowskii (white-rumped snowfinch) is the source of this 546-nucleotide messenger RNA. RefSeq names its product collagen alpha-2(I) chain-like. The record is from RefSeq and is a predicted model, not a curated record. Lineage: Eukaryota; Metazoa; Chordata; Aves; Passeriformes; Passeridae.